Molecule: messenger RNA, 849 nt
Organism: Cloeon dipterum
Lineage: Eukaryota; Metazoa; Arthropoda; Insecta; Ephemeroptera; Baetidae
Gene: APC10
Product: anaphase-promoting complex subunit 10
Exons: 4
Coding region: 148-705 (185 amino acids)
Biological process (GO): anaphase-promoting complex-dependent catabolic process; protein K11-linked ubiquitination
Cellular component (GO): anaphase-promoting complex
Source: RefSeq, a predicted model, not a curated record
AUUUAUUUCUCUGGCUGAUCAAAUUGUAAAUAAGUUGUGAGGACAAAAACGGAAAUUCAGGAAUCAGGGUUUCUUUUCUCAUCAAAACGUAAAGAUCACAAAUAAAUUUUUUAAACAGAACGAAACUCACUAUUAACAUCUCACGCGAUGGCCGCUAAUAAAGCAAACGAAUCGCUGGAAUUAGCUCUAGAGAAAUUCUCCAAAAAUAUAAGAGAAGUAGGAUCCCAAGCGAUUUGGAGUUUGUCGUCUUGCAAACCAGGCUUUGGAGUGGACCAACUACGAGAUGACUGCGUUGACACGUAUUGGCAGUCAGAUGGGCAGCUACCACACUUGGUCAACGUGCAAUUCAGGAAGAAGACCACUGUUCAAGACAUCUGCAUCUACACUGAUUACAAAUUGGAUGAGAGCUACACUCCAAGCCGAAUCUCAAUCAGGGCUGGAACACAUUUCAACGAUCUGCAAGAAAUUGAAGUAGUCGAACUGAACGAACCAAGUGGCUGGAUUGUCAUUCCGAUUAAAGACAUUCACGACAACCCUCUGCGGACAUUUAUGGUUCAAAUAGCGGUAAUAACAAACCAUCAGAAUGGACGGGAUACUCACAUGCGGCAGAUAAAAAUCCACUCACCAGCAGAGAAAAGGGCAAUCACCCUAGAUCUUGGCCACCUGAGCACCGUUGACUGUCGGCAGUACAGCUACCUCAGAUAGGGUGUGAAUUUUGGCCUUGAUUUUAAGAAUGAAUGGGUUUGAUUGUGAGUAUGUUAAAGCCUGUGAUUCAAAUUGUUGCGUUUGCUGCUGAAGAGUGUAAAGCUAGGGUAACUGGUCUGAAAAUAAAGUAUGAUUAAUAUUUAA